Molecule: messenger RNA, 320 nt
Organism: Merops nubicus (carmine bee-eater)
Lineage: Eukaryota; Metazoa; Chordata; Aves; Coraciiformes; Meropidae
Gene: FAM162B
Product: family with sequence similarity 162, member B
Exons: 3
Source: RefSeq, a predicted model, not a curated record
CUGAGCAGGCGCACAAGGUGGUUGCAAGUUACAAACCUUCGAACUUUGACAAAAAAGUCCUCCUCUGGACUGGACGUUUCAAGACAGAAGAAGAGAUUCCUCCAAGGAUCCCGCCAGAGAUGCUAGACAGGGCAAGAAACAAAGCUCGAGUUAAAGCUUGUUACAUCAUGAUCGGGCUCUCAAUCGUUGCCUGCUUUGCAGUGAUUGCCUCAGCUAAAAAGGCUGCUGCUCGUCACGAGUCCUUAACAAGCUGGAACUUGGCAAAGAAGGCCAAGUGGCGGAAGGAGGCUGCACUGGCAGCAGAGGCAAAGACAAAGUAA